Erigeron canadensis is the source of this 1582-nucleotide messenger RNA. RefSeq names its product protein kinase G11A. The transcript has 2 exons. Gene Ontology annotation, cellular component: cytoplasm; nucleus; plasma membrane. Gene Ontology annotation, molecular function: ATP binding; protein serine/threonine kinase activity. Gene Ontology annotation, biological process: protein phosphorylation. Bases 38 to 1372 code for a protein of 444 amino acids. Lineage: Eukaryota; Viridiplantae; Streptophyta; Magnoliopsida; Asterales; Asteraceae. The record is from RefSeq and is a predicted model, not a curated record.
ACAAUACACAUUUUCGGUCUUCACUCUCACUCCGAAAAUGGAACCACCACCACCGCCGCCGACAUUCCUUGACGACCUAACCGAAGACUUCCUCAGCGUCAGUUUUAACUCAACCACUACCAAUAACCGCAGCACGAGCACCAGCUCCGGUUCCGAAACCACCACCACCACCGCCGCCACUAAACCUCACAGUACUCCUUCCACUGGAAACCUAACCCUAACCGACAUCCAAUUCCUUCACCGUCUCGGCGCCGGCGACAUCGGUUCCGUUUACCUAGCCAAACUAAAAUCCUCACCUCCGGCGUCUUCCACUACCACAUCCGCCGCCACGUUGUUCGCCGUGAAAGUGAUGGAUAGGAAAGAACUAGCCAGCCGGAAUAAGGAACGGCGAGCGGUGAUAGAACGAGAGAUACUAGAAGUUGUGGAUCAUCCGUUUUUACCGAAUUUGUACGCGUCUUUAGAAUCACCGAAAUGGUUGUGUUUGGUUACGGAGUUUUGUUCCGGUGGCGAUCUUCAUAUUCUCCGGCAACGCCAACUGUAUAAACGGUUUCCUGAAUCUGCUGUAAGGUUUUAUGCAUCUGAAGUGACUGUAGCUCUCGAAUACCUUCACAUGUUGGGAAUUGUUUACCGUGACCUAAAACCAGAAAACGUUUUGGUCCGAUCAGAUGGUCACAUCAUGCUCACUGAUUUUGAUCUCUCCUUGAAAUGUGACCUCUCCGUGUCAACCCCGGCCCAAGUUUAUCCCAAUCACAACCAAUUAAACCCGCUACCACGGACUAAUCAGUGCCUUCUUGGCCCACCCAAAUUCACCUCUUCUUCUUGCAUUCUUCCCAAUUGCAUUGUCCCCUCAGUCUCUUGCUUCAACCCUAAACGCAAACGCAAGAAGAAACCCAUAAACCAUAAUGGACCCGAGUUUGUGACAGAGCCUGUGGAUGUUCGGUCAAUGUCGUUUGUUGGGACCCAUGAGUAUCUAGCACCAGAAAUUGUGUCCGGUGAGGGACAUGGUAGUGCCGUUGAUUGGUGGACCUUAGGAAUAUUCAUAUAUGAACUAUUUUAUGGCGUCACACCUUUUAAAGGGAUGGACAAUGAGCUUACUCUAGCCAAUAUUGUGGCACGGGCUCUUGAGUUCCCUAAAGAACCCGUGAUCCCAGCUACAGCUAGAGACCUAAUAUCUCAAUUGUUAGUUAAGGAUCCUGACCAACGUAUGGGGUCCACAAUGGGUGCAUCAGCCAUCAAACAUCAUCCGUUUUUCAAUGGGGUCAAUUGGGCACUCUUGAGAUGUACACCACCGCCGUUUGUCCCUCCACCUUUUAGCUACAAAGACGUUGCAGUGGAUGACGGUUGCCCUGGUACACCGGUGGAAUACUAUUAGCAUAAAAUAUUAAUCGGAGUUUCCUAUGUAGUCUGUAUUUUGGUGCAACCAAAUUUUAAUUCGGUUCAGACACGAUGGUAAUGGGAUCAAAGUUUGUUCUAUGGGCCGGUUGCAUUUUACAAAAGUAUAUACAUAAUUUCAAGCUCGGUUAUGUGGAAGGCAAACUUUAACUUAGAAGAGAUUGUUAUAUCUACAAUCUUCUAUUAAACA